Papilio machaon (common yellow swallowtail) is the source of this 961-nucleotide messenger RNA. RefSeq names its product 39S ribosomal protein L46, mitochondrial (gene mRpL46). Gene Ontology annotation, molecular function: structural constituent of ribosome. Gene Ontology annotation, cellular component: mitochondrial large ribosomal subunit. NCBI's taxonomy places the organism in Eukaryota, Metazoa, Arthropoda, Insecta, Lepidoptera, Papilionidae. The coding region runs from base 135 to 926 and encodes 263 amino acids. The transcript is spliced from 6 exons. The record is from RefSeq and is a predicted model, not a curated record.
UUAAUAAAGGUUAGGUUUUCUGUAUUGUUUAAUUUAUUUUUUAAAAUAUUAGUAUGAGCUUCGCUUAGGAUAUUGACAAUUACACGUUUAUUUAAAUUCAACAAAUUUAAAAACCUAGACUGUAAGAUACGAAAAUGAUAUUUAAGCAAUUAAUUCGUCCACAAAUUAAACUGUGUUUACGAGUUUUCAGGAAAGAUUUAAGUACGAAGCCACAGUGGGAAAUUAUAACAGGAGUAUGCGUUGAAAGGUUACCUGUCGUUACUCCACCACUGAACGACAUACAAAAAAAGUAUAAAGAGUUUUUAUGGACCAUAGAGGUUGAGAAAAGUUUAAAGUCGGAUCAUGAGAUAAGACAUGAAAAUGAUAAAAUCCAAGCUGAACUUCUUAAGAGUGAUUCUCAAGAUGUGGAUUUGGAUGCUGUAAGCAAAAUAACAGCUCAAGAUCUGGAAGAUGCAGCUACUGAGGAGUUAUCACAAUUCAAAUUUGGGAGUAUUGAAACAGAAGCAGACAAGAAAGGUGACAAGACAACAACUGACAGAUGUCUACAGCGACAUCUGGUGCUGGUUGCGCCAGUUAAAUUGGGUACUGAUGUAAGAACAAUACUCCCACAGGGUAAAUGGCAAGAGGGAGAGACAUUACGACAGACGGCUGAAAGAGUUUUAGAAGAACAUUGUGGGAAAGAUCUUAAAGUGCAAUUCCUUUCAAAUGCUCCUUGUGGCUUUUACAAAUAUAAAUAUCCACAAGGUUCACGAACAGAUGACUGCAUUGGUGCCAAAGUUUUCUUUUACUAUGCUAAUUAUCAAGGUGGUGCUGUAGACGGCAAGGAAAAGAAGUUCAACUGGCUAACAAGGAAUGAAUUGAAAGAACUUUUACCACCAAAGUAUAAUAAGUCAGUACAAGAGUUCUUAAUCGAAGAAAGUUGGUAAUUUAUGUAGAAAAAUAAAUGUACUAGUUAAUCAAA